This is a messenger RNA of Salvelinus namaycush (lake trout), 5343 nucleotides long. RefSeq names its product kinesin-like protein KIF26B. The record is from RefSeq and is a predicted model, not a curated record. The transcript has 17 exons. Gene Ontology annotation, molecular function: ATP binding; microtubule binding; microtubule motor activity. Gene Ontology annotation, biological process: microtubule-based movement. Bases 1 to 5343 code for a protein of 1780 amino acids. Lineage: Eukaryota; Metazoa; Chordata; Actinopteri; Salmoniformes; Salmonidae.
AUGGAAGUCAGACGCAGGAGAGACUCCACCUUGUCAGCCUAUCUCCACGACAACCUCCAAACCCACAGUGGUACCAUAGACGUCUGGGCUGUGGAGGAGGAGCAGAGUGGCUGUGAUAUCUGUGGUGCCCACCUGAGCCAGCUGAAGCAGGAGGCCAUCCACCUGAUCCUAGCCAGGGAGGAGCGUGCCAAGUGGGCCACUCCAUCUCCCGCCAAGCCCCUUCCUGGAUCCACCUCCACCAAAGCAGCACCAUCUAGCCCCCACCUCUCAGGCUCUGCCAGGACCCAUAGUUCCUCUGCCAAGCUCUCCCCUGGACCUCGAUCCACCACCUCCACAGCACCAUCUAGCCCCCGCCUCUCAGGCUUCACCAGGAGUCAAAGCACCCAGAAGACCCACCCUAGGAGGAUCCUGAAGCCCACCCCAGCUGAGAUGGAUAGAUGGGUUGAGGAGCAGCAGCACCUAGCCUCCUCCAUAUCAAUGUCCAGCAAUAACGGAGUCACCAUCUUUCCCUACCAGUUUUCAGAGGAGUUCUCAGAGGGACCGAAUGAGACUGUGGCUGUCCAGAGCAGUUCAAUGGCUCCUGCAAUUUUGUCCUUUCUGGUCAGGGCAGCCCAGAAACUGAGCCUGACGUCGAGGAGGAAGGGCCAAAUUUCCGCCCCCUCUCCCGUGUCUCCUCACCCCCAUUACAGCACCUGCUACAGGGGCAUCAUCCAGAGGUCUCCACCCACAGUCCCCACCUGCCUUCUUCAAGCUGCCAACCAACUCAAAGACGCACCCAACUUUGGCAAGGUCAAAGUGGUGCUGCGAGUCUGCCCCUCUCCCACCGUGCCCCCUUCCCAGCCCCAGACCCCCAUUCUUAGGGUGGACCCAGCCAGGAGAAGGGUCACCAUGAUUGAUCCUACCACCACCCACAAUCAACAGCCACACUCCAACUCCACGCCGACACACGUUGGGGAAGCCAAGGGUCACUCUAAGACAUAUGUCUUUGACGCAGCCUACCCCCCAGCGUCAACCCAGGCGGAGGUGUGUGUAGGUAUUCUGCCUGACGUCAUCCGUUCUGUGGUCAACGGGGAAGACGGAUGUAUUCUGUGUUUUGGACAUGGUGAAGCGGGGAAGUCCCACACCAUGAUGGGUAGUGAUAGCAGCAGCCAGAGUUUAGGGGUCAUCCCGUGUGCCAUCUCCUGGUUCUACAGUCACACAGAGAGGAGGAGGGAGAGGACUGGGGCCAGCCUGGCUGUGUCUGUGUCCGCUAUGGAGGUCUGUGGGGAGGACGAGACCCUCAGGGACUUACUGUCAGGCAACCUCCAGGACAGCCCAUCAGCAGACCUUUAUCUCUUUGAGGACCCCAUCUAUGGAAUGCAGCUUCGGCACCACAGUGUGGUAUCUGCCCCCAACGCCGAGAGAGCUGCCUUCCUGCUGGAUGCAGCCAUCGAAUCGCGCCACCGUGCCGGCCGCCCGAUGAGUGGAGCUCGCGGUGACAUCACCACACCAUCGUCCUCCUCCAGCUCCCAUAUGUUUUUUACUCUGCACGUCCAACAGCAGCUCACAGAGGGCAGCGGCAAAGUACCAGGGGGUCAUAGCAGGUUGAUCAUGAUAGACCUGGCUAACAGUAUAAAGGGGACCAGUAGAACCAGUGACAGCAGAGCUGGACGUCCUGAGUCUGAACUGGGCAGUGUUAUACUGGCCCUACUCAACAAUGGAAACAAAAACAUCCCCAACAGAGAUAGUAAAGUGACCAUGCUGCUACAGGAGUCUCUGGGUAAUAUUAACUGUCAUACGACCGUGCUGGCCCAUGUGACUGACUCACCAGAACACUUCCCAGAGACACUCUCCACUGUCCAAAUUGCCUCGCGCAUUCGCAGGACACAGAAGAAGGCAAACCAUUCAACAUCCUGCUCUCCCAGUGGUAGAAGCCUGAGUAGAGAGAGGAGUGGAGGGAGUAGUCCCUUCUCUCUCAGAGCAUUUCACUCUACCAAUGCUGUGGACUAUGACCUCAGUGACCUGCCCCUGCUCAGGCUCGGUGGUGACCUGCUGGAUGACCACUCCAGCAGCGACCAGUCCUGUGACACGGUCAUCCACAUCAACCCCGAUGGCUCGGUCCAGCAGCCCAGUGCGGAGCUGACUCAGCAGGGCCAGGGCCAGCCGGAGUUUACCCCCAUUAUCCACUCUCUACACCAGAAUAAGGCUGAAGCGGAAUCGGAGGACGCUGAGCUUUCUGCUCUAAAGAAAGAGCUACUGCAGCACCUUCUAAACAUCAUGCCCAGACUGCAGGGAGAGAAGAAGAAGAAUGAGAGCAUCAUCCAAGAACAACUUUCUCAGAAUACAGCAGAAGUGGGCCAAUGUGAGAGGAAUUUAAGUCUUAAGUGUGACACGUUCGCAGAGCUGCAGGAGCGACUCGGGUGCAUCGACGGCAGCGAAACAGUUACCAAGUCAUUGUUAAAAGAACCUUCUGCCAUGACCGAGUCCCCUCCAGAACCCCAAGAUGGCUCAGGCAGAACUGAGGCUGAGGAAAAUACCUCCUUCUUGAAACUACUGAAUAUGAAGGUGAAGUGUUGUGAGCUUUCCAUUGUGGGUGAGAAAGAGAGCCUGGUGACAGAUGGCAGUCUUCCGGUCGACAGUUUUCAGAGAGAGGACUCUGGUCUGUAUGACUGUGAGGAGGGAAGUGCAGCCAGCUCCAAAGAGGACCAACCAAACCCCUGUGGCUCUAUCAGUAUACAUCCAGCCUGCCAGAACCAAGGCAACCCCCCUGAGUACAGCUUUCUGCCGCAGCACAGUGACAUCUACACUCAGAUCAGCCCUGUGCCAAGCUCUCAUCCUCCUCUGUCUCUUCUUCCCCUGUCUCUGGAGCCAGCUGGAUACCCAGCUGGCUUGCUGCAACACCAGACCAGGACCUCUCCGGCGGGAGAGAUGAUCCUUCCCCAGCUUUCCAAGCUGCCUACUAUAGAGUCGGACCUGAAGGAGAUGAAGGCCACCAUCACGGUGAUGGUCCAGCAGCCGUUGGACCAGACGGGUCAGGAUGAGCUGGUGUUCACCAUGGUGGAGGAGGUGACCAUCAGCAGGGCACUGGAGAGAGGAGGCCGGGCAGGGAACAUCAUCAGGAUCAGGGAUGCCCACUCCUCCUCUGCCCAGGCUUCUUCAGGGUCUGUACUGGGUUCCCUUCCCAUCAGGAUUAUCAGUAACAUUAGUGAAGAUUCUACAGGUUCCACUAUCAAGGCCAUGGAACCUGCUACUACCACUAAGACCAUGGCUGUGGAAGUCAACACCAAACCCAAAGCCAUGUCUUCUCUCUCCAGGAUGGAGAACCGGGUCUUGCCCUCCUUUAUAAACCCCUCGCUCGCUGACCUCAGUAGGAGUAGUGAUGCGGAGGGGUCUCGUCAUCGCCGAGGGGUUUCUAACACCCGUUUCACGCGAGCGGAUGCUUAUGCUGAACCCGAGAAGAAAGAUCAUCUGAAAGGUUCAGGAAGUAAAACGGCGAUGGAGACAGAAGCUACCCACCACAGAACAGCCAGUCUACCAAGAGGCUGGCAUAAUAUCAACAAGCAGGAGAGCUAUGUAAUGAGCGAGGAGUAUAAAGAUAAAGCCCCAGACUUUACAUCAUCCACCCCUGGUAGUCCCUGGGUGACCCUGGAGAAGAGGCCAUCCUCAGCCAGGCAGGGGAUCUUCUCCUGUGCCAGGGAGAGCCUCCCUCUCCCCUUCUCACCAGCUCGGAAGUACAGCCUGGAGCAGCAGCAGAGACAGAGAACUAGUAACAGUCCUCUCAGCACAGCCAGUAGUUCACCGUUGGAGCCCAUGCCAUCCGCUUGGAGUGUUAGACAUGAUAGCGGUAAGCUGGAAUCUCCCAUAGAGGAAAGCAGUAGGCUCUUCAGUGCUAAACUAGAGCAGUUGGCUAGCAGGACCAACUCUUUAGGUAGAAUACCACUGGAGUUCCACACUCUGGACCGAGGCAGUAGCCAAUCCUCUGUGAGCUCCUUGGGGAGCUCCAAGGGCUCCAAAGGGAGUUGGGAAGGGGAGUCCAGCCAACCCACCCUACCCCGGGCCAGCAGGAGCCCCAGGAGGGCCACUAGGUCAACCUUUAUAACUGAGCCCAACACCACCACCUCCACAGCCCUCCAGUCUCCUAGAACCAGCCGAUCUAAGCUCUCCGCGGUGGGGAAACUGAUGAUGACCAGCCCUAAGGUCCGCCGGAUAUCCAUCCCCAGUACCAAGAACCUUAGCUUCUCUCCCAAGGCAUUCCGUCAGUCCAUCAACAGGAGCGCCAGUCUGUCCCCUGAUGGGAAGAGCCCUGAGCAUGGUCCACCCUGGUCCACCCAGUCUCUAAGCCGAAACCAGACCCCCUCGCCCCAGACCCUACCACCACGCCUCAUAGCAAAGUCCCCCGUCCGGGUAAUCAACGGGCGCAUCUCAGAGCUCCUCCAGAUCGGCAGAGAGCCCUACCCCUCUGGCGGGGCCUCCGGAGGACUAGUUCUAGACAAGAUGGCAGCAGCGGCUGGAGCUGCCUGUAGAUCCAUGGGAGAGGUUCAUCCUGUUCACUCUGUACCCUCACCCUAUGCCAGGGUGACAGCGCCUCGCAGGCCCAACCACCUCAGCGGGCACGCCAGUGAUGUCACUAGUGUGUUGAGCGGGGAGCUGCCCCCGGCCAUGGGUAAGACAGCAUUAUUGACCAAUAGGAACAGCGUGGUGAGCAGUGGCUAUGAGAGCAUGGUUAGGGACAGCGAAGCCACAGGGAGCAUUACCUCCAACAGAGACUCUAUCAGCGAUAAGAGCUGUUCUAUGAUCAGUGUGGCCCGAAGUGAGAGGAACCCCAAAAGGAGGAGCAGCAACGGUUCACACCCGCGGCAUCUGUCCAAUGACACGUGCCAAUCUCUGAGGAGGUCUGCCAGUGGGCCCAGGUCUCGCUGGGUAGACAGGGGCAUCUCAGAGGCCUACGAGAUCAAGGUCUAUGAGAUAGAUGACGUGGAGAGGCUGCAGAGGAGAGGAGGAGCAGGCAAACAGGGAAUAGUCUGCUUCAGUGCCAAACUCAAGUUCCUGGAGCACCGUCAGCAGAGGAUCGAAGAGGUGAGAGCCAAGUACAACAGCCUGAAGAGAGAGCUGGUGCUGGCCAAACAGAAUCUCAUGCUGGAGCCAGGGAAAUGGAACCAAGAGUUUGACCUGUGGCAGACGUUUGAGGUUGACUCUCUGGAACACCUGGAAGCGUUAGAGGUGGUCACGGCAAGGCUGGAGAGCAAGGUCAACCUCUGCAAGGCCAACGUCAUGAUGGUCACGUGCUUCGACGUCGCCACCAAGCGCCGGCAAGCGCGGAGACGCUGCCGGACGGAACAGCAGCAAGGAUUCAUGGGAAUUUAG